Messenger RNA from Monopterus albus (swamp eel), 1053 nucleotides. RefSeq names its product serum amyloid P-component-like. The record is from RefSeq and is a predicted model, not a curated record. NCBI's taxonomy places the organism in Eukaryota, Metazoa, Chordata, Actinopteri, Synbranchiformes, Synbranchidae. The transcript is spliced from 5 exons. The coding region runs from base 286 to 960 and encodes 224 amino acids.
UCUUCAUUUCAGAACUAGGCUACAAACAGUAGCACGUAGGUCUACUUCACUUCAGCUUUAGGGAGGAUGUCAUAAGUGUGUUUAAAGCCUGCAGUUAUUUCAACAUGCGCAUUAAGUGUAAAUUCUGUUGAUUCAACAGAAAAGACUUUGACCUUACAGGAAAUUGGCAUUCAUAUAAUAAAAAGACAAAUGAAGGAAACGCCUGGGCAUAAAUGAGGAAGGAGUGAGUGUAUAAAACUCAGUCCUUUUUACUGCCAUGCAAAAAAUCCUGCCCCUGGUUUCAAGAUGAGGUUUUUGCUUGUGCUGGUGAUGCUGGCAACAUGUGCUGCAAGUCCUCAAGAUCUGUCACGUAAAAUGUUCACCUUCCCACAACAAACCAACAAAGCUUACGUGAGGCUGAACCCAACAAAACAGGAUUUCAGCUUCGUAACCGUCUGUCACAGGUCAUUUACAGACCUCAAAAGAAGCCAUGUGCUCUUCUCUUUGGCCACACCCUCGCAUACCAAUGACUUCCUGAUUUUCUGGGAUAAUUUAAACAAAGAGGUAGAGCCUCAUAUCAGGAAUCAAAAGGCAGAAUAUGGAUGGCUGGACUACAUGGCAAACAUGUGGCACUCUGUUUGUACCACAUGGGACUCUGGCUCUGGACUGGUGCAGCUGUGGUUUGAUGGACAACCUUUGACUAGGAAAUUCAUCAGCUCUGGAUCCAACAUUAGAGGCCCUGUUAUCAUUGUUUUAGGACAGGAGCAAGAUUCCCAUGGUGGGGGGUUUGACAUUAAGCAGUCUUUUGUUGGUAUGAUGUCUGAUGUUCACAUGUGGGACUACAUCCUUUCAGCAUGUGAGAUCCAGAAGUAUGUGGAUGAACGAAACUUUACUCCAGGGAAUGUGCUCAACUGGGCGGCACUGGACUACCAGAUUAUAGACAGAGUGCUGGUAGAAGAUAAACUAAUGACAUGUCAGUAAACCUUUGAAACAUGACUGUCACUUUCAGAAAGUCAAAUAUCAUGUUGUCUGUGUUUUCUGACCAACGUUAAGAAUAAACUACUCAUUUCCUCA